Nilaparvata lugens (brown planthopper) is the source of this 486-nucleotide messenger RNA. RefSeq lists its product as uncharacterized. Lineage: Eukaryota; Metazoa; Arthropoda; Insecta; Hemiptera; Delphacidae. The transcript is spliced from 4 exons. Bases 37 to 486 code for a protein of 149 amino acids. The record is from RefSeq and is a predicted model, not a curated record.
UCGGAAAAAGUUGUUUGCUUGCAAAACUUGAUUAAGAUGCUUUUCACACGUGUUGAGCAGAUGAACGCUACUAUUAAAGAGAAAUCGGAACUGUUGCCAGAAUCCAUCAACCUGCUACUGAACAAGGAAGGUCAACGUAAGAUUGAAGAAGUGAGGGCGGAAAUUUUGCAAAUUAUUACUGAGUUUUCAUCGACUCAAAAUGUGGAAGACUUCAGUCUCUUGAAUCUGAAAGGAACACUGAAAGAUGAGGUGUCACUGUUCUUGAAGGUACCGCUUCAAAAGAACAGAUUAGGCGACAAUCCUCCACUACCUGCCACAUUACAACACUUUCCGCUGAAUCGCCAAAAACAUUUGCUGCCAAUGCAAAUUUUCUUGCAACGUCUGCAAAUUUCUGAAACUGAAAAAUUGAUGGAAACUUUGAGUGAGACUCAGUUGGCCAAUAGGAUGGCGGAUCAUAAAAGUGAUAAGAAAAUGUCUCAGCAGUGA